Messenger RNA from Coccidioides immitis RS, 863 nucleotides. RefSeq lists its product as uncharacterized. NCBI's taxonomy places the organism in Eukaryota, Fungi, Ascomycota, Eurotiomycetes, Onygenales, Onygenaceae. The record is from RefSeq and is a predicted model, not a curated record. The transcript is spliced from 2 exons. The coding region runs from base 434 to 721 and encodes 95 amino acids.
UUAAUUUGCAAACCUAUUCCACAAAGUGCUUCAUCAAUUUAUGCAUCUCUGAACAAAAAUCACAAUUUUGUCACAAAGAAAUCACAUCAGAUAGAUAUUUUCAAUAGUGGAUAGGAUAUCAGGCCAUCUUCUUCAGAGGUCUGAAGAGUGUGCACUGCUUAUAAGCAGAAAGCUGAUAAGAUAAGACCAUUAGCACCUGGAAAAUCUGAUGAAAGCAAGCCAGAAGAUCUAGAUAAUUGGGUGGAUGUUUGUUUGAAUAAGAUUGCACCCUUUUCUGUUGGAGAACAGCUAACAAAACAAUGGCUCGGACACUACUUUUGACCGCGAAGAAAUUUCGGCGAUAAACGACAUCUCUGAUGAUAACUGGACUUACUGUGCCCCGAUCGAUAGCUGAUACUGCGACCGUCAUGGCGAAAAUGAGUAUCUCUGUGCCAUGGAGCCCGAAGGCGUUUGGGUGUCUGAAUGGAACUUUCAAGAUCUGGAAGCAGCAAGAUCAAAGCUGGAAGAGCUAUACAGAAACUAUCAACAGAAUGGACCGGCAUCGUGUCUCUUGGAUGUUGAAUGUGAUAUCCCUGACCUCCUGGACCAUAUUUCAUCUGUGACAAAGAGGGGUAUUUCUGACGGGUUAGUGGUUUACUUUGUGCACUGGAGGUGUCAAUGGCUGCGGUCGGAGAACAUUGGUGAAGAUGGAUAUAGGUCACUGAACCAAUUCUGCCUUUAACCUUCAAGGUUGGAUUCGGAUUUGUCGGAAAUUUCGUUUUAUUUUGUUUCCUCUUAUCUCCCUGAGGUGGUGUGAAAUGCAUUGGUACUCUCAGGAGCUGUAUCUAUUGACAAUGCUGCUGGAUAAAAUGAUGGAUCACAUG